AUGAAUGGAGACAUUGCCUACACUGAUGGACUUGCUGACAGCAGACCUAUUAAUACCAUUGCUACCAACACUUGUGACAAUGGCUACACUCUCACUGGAGGGGGUUUCAGACAAUGUCAGAAUGAUGGGACCUGGAGUGGAACAGCUCCAACCUUGAACACAGGACCCACUGAACCACCCACCACCUGUCCUGACCUCACUGUAUCAGCCAAUGGAAUGAUCAGCUACAAUAUGGGGACUGCUAGUCUGAGACCAGUGGGCACUGUGGCCACCUUGACUUGUGACACUGGCUACACUCUCAAUGGAGUCAGCACCAGGACUUGUGGGAGUGAUGGAGGGUGGAGUGGGUUUGUUCCAAUAUGUCAGCCUAACUGCCGUGACUUACCCUCACUGACCAAUGGGAUGAUUAUGUACAGUGCUGGAUCCACUAACAACAGACCUUUCCUCUCUAGUGUUGUGUACUCCUGCAACACUGGCUACACUCUCACUGGAGAUACCUUUAGGUUGUUCUGUGUGACUGGAGGGAGAUGGAAUGGGUUAGCUCCAAUUUGUCAGCGUAACCUAACCACUGAACCACCCACCACCUGUCCUGACCUCACUGUACCAACCAAUGGAAUGAUCAGCUACAAUAUGGGGACUGUUAGUCUGAGACCAGUGAACACUGUGGCCACCUCCACCUGUGUCAUUGGCUACACUCUCAGUGGAGGUACUUUAAGGGUCUGUGUGACUGGAGGAGUUUGGAGUGGGUCAUAUCCAGUGUGUCAGCCUAACUGCCUUGACUUACCCUCACUGACCAAUGGGAUGAUUAUGUACAGUGCUGGAUCCAGUAACGACAGACCUUUCAGCUCUAGUGCUACACACUCCUGCAACACUGGCUACACUCUCACUGGAGGUACCACCAGGGUCUGUGUGAGUGGAGGGAGAUGGAAUGGGUUAGCUCCAACUUGUCAGCGACCUUGUUCUGAUUUACCACCACUAAUGAAUGGAGACAUUACCUACAGUGGUGGACUUGCUGACAGUAGACCCAUUGCUUUCUUCGCUUGUGACAAUGGCUACACUCUCACUGGAGGGAGUUUCAGAGCUUGUCAGAAUGAUGGGACCUGGGAUGGAACUACUCCAACCUGUCAAUUGAACACAGGACCCACUGAACCACCCACCACCUGUCCUGACCUCACUGUACCAGCUAAUGGAAUGAUCAGCUACAAUAUGGGGACUGCUAGUCUGAGACUAGUGGACACUGUGGUCACCUACACUUGUGACACUGGCUACACUCUCAAUAGAGACACCACCAGGAUCUGUGUGAGUGGAGGGAGAUGGAGUGGGUCACCUCCAACUUGUCAAUUGAACACAGGACCCACUGAACCACCCACUACAUGCCCUAUACUGACUGCUCUGUCCAAUGGAAUGAUCAGCUACAAUAUGGGGACAAUACUAGUGGACACUGUGGCCACCUACACCUGUGACACUGGCUACACUCUCAAUGGAGGCAGCACCAGGACUUGUGGGAGUGAUGGAGUGUGGAGUGGAACAACUCCUAUUUGUCAAGCUACCUGUCCUGACCUCACUGUACCAGCCAAUGGAGUGAUCAUCUACAGCUCUAGUACCUCACCACACCCUCAGGGAACAGUGGCUACGCAGAGCUGCUUGAAUGGAUACGUACCCUGGACCACUACCAGCACUGCUACCAGAGUGUGUAGAGCUGGCAGAUUGUGGAGUGGAUCCUCUUUCACUUGUCAAUUACCUCCUGUCUACGUCUCCAUGGGAACCACCAACUAUGCUGCUAUGAACUCACAGGUUGCCAUAGACACCAUCGGAGAUACCAUUGAGACAGCAUUGACUUGCAGAACUGACUCAACUAUUUGCUGUACAGCACAAGAUAAUCCCAAUAGUGCCAAUGGAUUAGGAGAUUGGCUACUACCAAAUGGAACAGCUGUCACUAGGAGACUGGACAUUACUGAAUCAGACACUGAUCUACUGUACAGUGUUGGAGAUAGAGGUGCACUCAGACUCCAUCGUCGAGGGUCUGUGUCAGGCCCCACUGGCUCCUACUGCUGUGUGAUUCCUGACAAUACUGGAGUAGAAGUGGCAUUCUGUGUGCAGUUAGUGACUGGAGUCAUCACUACCUCUCCUACUCCCGCUACAACCUCUACUGAUGAGAGCUCUCUCUGUCAGUGUGACAACACUGGUGCUGUGGUGGGAGGAGUAGUGGCCCUGGUAGCAAUGGUGGUGAUUGCAGUGACUGUAGUGAUGGUGACCUACCUAGUGCUCCGGCACAAGAGAGGAGGGAUAAUGACUGUUCCUCGAGAUAUCACCCUUACUGACCAGGGUCAAAGUGCAGCCGCUACCUACGAGACCGUGUCUGCCACUUACGAGGAGAUUCCAGCCUCCAGAGAGGUCAAAGGUGACUACAGCUACACACAGAACAAUGCCUACUUGACUGUGAGUGGGCGUGAGGCUCCUGCUGUUGGAGGAAUAUACGAUAACUGAACUAUCACAUGACUCAAGUAGAAAAUAAUUAUGUCUUGAAUUUUAUUUGUUAGUUUGUACAGAGCACACAGUUAUACGUACUUCAUCAGCCCCUCCCCUUCUCACAAUGUGUUUCACCUCAAAAAUUUGAUGGCUUUCCAUGUAAUAUAAUAAUGGGGUACCGUUUGUGUCAAAACACCAUGUGUGCAGUUUAUUGUCAUGAAAAUGC
This is a messenger RNA of Halichondria panicea, 2695 nucleotides long. RefSeq names its product sushi, von Willebrand factor type A, EGF and pentraxin domain-containing protein 1-like. The coding region runs from base 1 to 2487 and encodes 828 amino acids. The record is from RefSeq and is a predicted model, not a curated record. NCBI's taxonomy places the organism in Eukaryota, Metazoa, Porifera, Demospongiae, Suberitida, Halichondriidae. The transcript has 13 exons.